AGAGAGAGAGAGAGAGAGAGAGAGAGUGUGUGUUCGAGUUCGAGAGAAGGAUGGAAAGGGCGGCAAUGGAGGUCAUCGCCGAUCGGCUCUCCGCCAUGGAUGACCUCUACUUUCCCCGUGCUUUCCUUGAAGGUGCUCACAACUCGGACCAUCGGAAGGCCGCCCUUCUUGAUCUCCUCAUCCGCGAUGCUCCGCUAUUCCUCGAGAGAUAUGGAUCUCGUCUCACGUCGGAGGAAUUGAAGGGGUUCGAUGUAUUGGGGAUGGAUUAUGAAGUGGGGUGGCAUCUGAAGCGGAUUCGGAGCGCGCGGGAGCCGACGGUGGAGGAGGUGAGGGUGAGGGUGGCGGCGGUGAAGAACCGGCGGCGGGCUCAUAUGGAGCGGCUGGUGCUUGCUGGGGAGUAUUUCUCCGAGGAUGCGAUGCGGGAACGGGAGCCUUAUUUGCACCAUGAGCUUGUGGGGAGGUUCCAGGAUCCAGUUGGGAGGGCGAUGUCGCGUCCCGGGGAGAGGUGGUCGGAGACGCUUAUGAGGAGGUGUGAUGAGGCUGCGUUGGUGGAGAAGAUUAGGGGCGAGCAGCAAAGGCGUGGGGUUGCUAGGAAAGAUUGGGUUGGAGCUGCUGAAGAGGAAAUGGAAGAGGAGGAGGAGGAGGAGGAUGAUGAUGAAGAAGAAGAGGAGGAAGAGAAAGAGGGAAAGAAGGAAGAGGAAGAGAAGGAUGAAUUGAGCUCCUCGAAGGAACAAAUUGAUGGGGGUUCAAAUGUCAUCACAGCGCAGAGCUCCGGCGUAGAGUCCUUUGCACAAGCAUUGUCUGAAGCAGAGCUAGAAUAUCAUCUGGAACAGUUCACUCACAUCAUGCAACAGAAAUUCCUGGCAGGAGAAGACACUGAAUAUUGGGACUACUCCAAAAUAGAUGAUGAUGAAAGACUGGAUGAUCAUUGGAUCAAGGAGGCCAAUCAAGAUGCUGAAGAGAAGUAUUUUGAUGAAGAUGACUAACAAAUACACUCAAAUUUUCCCUUUCAUCAUGCUUUACUGACUAGUGUAAAUAGCCAGGACUUGUGUCUCUAUUCCAUGAUACCCAGAAAACACUCAAACUAGGUCAUAAAAUCUCUGUUUUCCAUUUAUUGGAGUUAGCUUGUGAAAUCUUGUACAUUUCUUCUAUGCAAAAUAAUGAUCUUAUGCAAA
Molecule: messenger RNA, 1175 nt
Organism: Dioscorea cayenensis subsp. rotundata (Guinea yam)
Lineage: Eukaryota; Viridiplantae; Streptophyta; Magnoliopsida; Dioscoreales; Dioscoreaceae
Product: coiled-coil domain-containing protein 97
Exons: 3
Coding region: 51-986 (311 amino acids)
Source: RefSeq, a predicted model, not a curated record